Molecule: messenger RNA, 4215 nt
Organism: Exophiala bonariae
Lineage: Eukaryota; Fungi; Ascomycota; Eurotiomycetes; Chaetothyriales; Herpotrichiellaceae
Gene: LYS2
Product: large subunit of alpha-aminoadipate reductase
Exons: 1
Coding region: 1-4215 (1404 amino acids)
Biological process (GO): L-lysine biosynthetic process
Molecular function (GO): L-aminoadipate-semialdehyde dehydrogenase [NAD(P)+] activity; phosphopantetheine binding
Source: RefSeq, a predicted model, not a curated record
AUGGCGCCAGAAUCGGGUAAUGAGCAUCUGGUGUGGUGGACCGAUCACCUCAAAGACCAAACCAUCUCACCUCUGACAAGAGACUAUCCCGAGGCAGCUUCUGACAAUUCCCACAAAAGACCCAUCGAAGCCGUUGAGUGGUUGGCUGCUCCCACUGCUACCAACGAUGCAAUCAAGGGUUUAUCGUCUUUGGGCUCGAGCAUCACUGUCUUACAGACCGCUCUUGUCAUCUUGAUCAGUAGAUUGACUGGCGAUGAAGACAUUAGCAUCGGUACCAAUGCUCAACUAGAUGGCCAACCAUUCGUUCUGAGAACUCCAGUAUCAGCUUCGGAAACAUUUGCACAAUUGUACAAGAGGGUUCAUGAUUUGACAUCACAAGCCUUGGAAAGAAUAGUGCCUCUCGAAGCUAUUCAGAGCCACUUGCAAACCACCUCAUCAUUGUUCAAAUUCGCAGCCUUCAAUACUAGUGACGCUGAAACGACUCUUGCUAGUAUCGAAACCACUGACUUGUUGCUGACUUACAGUAUCUCCUCUGCUCAUGAACUCCGCCUAACAGCACGGUACAAUCAGCGUCUUGUUUCCAGUGUACGGAUAGCAGGCAUCCUGGCCCAGAUUGCACAACUUCUCGAAAAUGUUAUGGAGGCAGGAGUGGACUCUCCUGUUGGUGGUAUAGUUUUUGCGACCAGAGGGGAGGAAACCCUCCUUCCAAAUCCAACGAGCGACCUAGAAUGGUCCAAUUUCCGAGGUGCAAUCCAUGAUAUUUUCUCCAGUAAUGCCGAAUCUCACCCUGACAGAACAUGUGUGGUUGAGACAAAGUCCGAAGAUGGCCCAGAAAGAACAUUCACUUACCAGCAGAUCCACGAAUCGUCCAAUAUUUUAGCCCAUCAUUUGGUUCAGUCUGGGCUACAGAAAGGAGAUGUGGUCAUGAUCUACUCUUAUCGAGGUGUCGACCUCGUUGUUGCAGUCAUGGGGACACUAAAGGCAGGUGGUACAUUUUCAGUCUUGGACCCUGCAUAUCCACCAGAUCGACAAAAUAUCUAUCUUGAUGUGUCCAGACCUCGAGCACUGGUUGUGAUCGAGAAAGCCACCCAGGAUGCCGGAGAGUUGUCCGACAAGGUUCGCGGCUUCAUAAAGGAGAACUUGAAUCUCCGGACAGAGGUUCCAGCACUGCGCCUUCAAGAUGAUGGUUUUCUGCAGGGUGGGAAUUUGGAAGGUAGAGACAUAUUCGAAACAACUCGAGAGCUCAAGGCCAAAAGUCCCGGAGUAAUAGUAGGACCCGACUCUACGCCUACACUGUCUUUCACUUCCGGAUCCGAAGGGAAGCCGAAGGGUGUCAAAGGGCGCCAUUAUUCACUGGCAUUUUACUUCGACUGGAUGGCCAAAACCUUCAAUCUAUCAGAGAAAGAUAAAUUUACGAUGCUCAGUGGUAUUGCUCAUGACCCAAUUCAGCGGGAUAUGUUCACACCGUUGUUCCUCGGCGCACAACUGCUGGUUCCAUCCAAGGAUGAUAUUCAGAAUGAGAGGUUAGCGGAAUGGAUGCAAAAACACGGUGCCACAGUGACGCAUUUGACGCCUGCUAUGGGUCAAAUCUUGGUUGGUGGCGCAGUUGCUCAUUUUGAUAAACUUCAUCAUGCAUUCUUCGUUGGCGAUGUUUUGAUCAAGCGGGAUUGCAGAUCUCUACAAAACCUGGCCUCGAACGUGAGAAUUGUCAACAUGUAUGGCACCACAGAAACCCAGAGGGCAGUCAGCUACUACGAGCUUCCUAGCCGAGCGGAGCGAGAGGGCUUCCUUGAUGGCAUGAAGGACGUCAUUCCUGCUGGUCGUGGCAUGUACAACGUUCAGAUGCUCGUAGUCAAUCGAUUCGACCGCACCAAGCUCUGUGCUGUUGGAGAGAUUGGAGAAAUCUAUGUCAGAGCAUCCGGUCUUGCCGAAGAAUACCUGGGCACGCCAGAACUGACCAAAACAAAGUUCGUGCCCAACUGGUUUCCUGGUCAUGAGAAAGGUCUAGAAGCAGAUAAAGUUCGCUUCGAGGAAAAGUUUAAGACUGCACCAUGGGCGCAAGACUACUUAGGCCCUCGAGAUCGGCUAUAUCGCAGCGGAGAUCUUGGUCGUUAUACUCCCUCUGGUGAUGUGGAAUGUUCAGGUCGAGCUGACGAUCAGGUCAAAAUCCGAGGAUUUCGAAUCGAACUUGGAGAAAUCGACACCCAUUUGUCUCAGCAUCCAUUGGUACGUGAGAAUGUCACACUUGUACGAAGAGACAAGUUUGAAGAACAGACCUUGGUCAGCUAUGUUGUUCCCCAACUUAAAUCUUGGACUGUUUUCCUUGCGACCAAGGGUAAAGUUGAUCACCCAGACGAUGGGUCACUUGCCGAGCGAUUUGACCGUUUCAGAUUACUUCAGCAGACGGUCCAGGAAUAUCUCCGAACCAAACUACCAGCAUAUGCUGUUCCCUCCGUUAUCGUACCGAUGAAAGCAAUGCCAUUGAACCCCAAUGGAAAGAUUGACAAACCAAAGCUCCCGUUCCCAGACAUCACUGCUAGCAGACGACGAAGGUCAACAAUGCAACAACCACUUACCGAAGGUGAGCGAGCUCUGGCCGGCAUUUGGGCGAAAUUAGUGCCAGAUUUGAUGGCAAAUACUAUCAAGCCUACCGAAUCAUUCUUCGAAAUUGGUGGUGAAAGUAUGAAAGCCCAACAAUUAGCAUAUCAGGUACGGCGAACACUCGGUGUUGACCUUGCAAUCAGCAAAAUUUACAACCGACCUACUUUGAAGGACAUGGCAGCAUAUAUUGAUCAUAUCAGAGCAGGAGAGUCUCUCGAAGGAAGAGAACAAGAUGAAGGCAGUACUAACGGUGUUCAAUUGGAGGAUGAGUAUGGAGCAGACGCCUUGAAGAUGGCUGAGACUUUACCAAAGGCUUUCCCCGUUGCCACAACUGACGCUUCACGAAGUCCGGUAGUUUUCUUGACUGGCGCGACUGGCUUUUUGGGUUCGUUUAUUCUCAAGGACCUCCUUGAUCGUAAAUCGCCAGAGGUGAAGAAAGUCAUUGUACUGGUGAGAGCCAAAGACGAGAACACGGCGAUGUCAAGGAUCAAGGUGACAUGUCAGGCAUACGGUGUCUGGUCCGACUCGUGGUCAUCACGAAUUCAAUGCGUGGCAGGAAGUCUUGGUCCAGCGAAAUUCGGUGUCUCUGAUGCUAUUUGGAAACAGCUUGCAGAGGAAACCGAUGUUGUGGUUCACAAUGGAGCCCAAGUCCACUGGAUCAACACAUAUAAAACACUGAAAGCUCCAAAUGUCCUAGGAACGAUCGAGGCUUUGAAACUCUGUGGAGAAGGGAAUCCGAAAUUCUUCGCUUUCGUCUCCUCCACAAGCGUUCUUGACCAUGAUCAUUUCGUUUUUGAAUCUGAACGCAUCGUUGCUGCUGGUGGCGAAGGCAUCAGCGAAGCUGACGACCUGAGUGGUAGUAGCAAAGGCCUCGGUACAGGCUAUGGCCAGAGCAAGUGGGCUUCUGAGUAUUUGAGCCGUGAAGCCGGCCGUAGAGGUCUUCGUGGGUGUGUUAUUCGACCGGGCUACGUCUUGGGUGACUCCAAGACUGGGGUGACCAAUACUGACGACUUCUUGAUCCGUAUGCUAAAAGGUUGUAUCCAGCUCAAAUCACGACCCAACAUCAACAAUACCGUCAACAUGGUGCCUGUCGACCAUGUCGCACGAACUGUGGUCGCCUGUGCCUUCCAUCCUCCUUCAGACCAAGGCGUACAAGUGGCACACAUCACUGGCCAUCCCAGACUUCGCUUCAACCAAUACCUAGCAGUUCUGCAAACAUAUGGCUAUGAUUCCAAGCUGAGUGAUUAUGUCCCCUGGGCUUCAAGUCUCGAGCACUACAUCGCUUCCAAUUCAGACUUCGCACUCAUGCCACUUUUCACAUUUGUCGCCAAUGACCUGCCGUCCAACACACGAGCUCCUGAAUUAGAUGACAGCAACGCCGAGAAAUCUCUAUACGCAGAUCGCAAAUGGACUGGAGACGAUUUCAGUGCUGGUAGCGGUGUCACAAAGAACACUGUAGGUCUAUAUCUCUCAUACCUGGUGUCGAUCGGCUUCUUGCCGGCUCCUGAAGCAGGUGUGCAGAACGGAGCUGUCAAGACCCUCCCCGAGGUGGAAGUCUCCUCGGCGCAGCGUGAUGCCUUGCAAAGCGUAGGUGGAAGGGGAGGCUUGGCUUAG